AGUUGCCUAGCAACAGACCUAGGCCCGCCGGACCACCCGGCCGUGCGGGCUGCGCGAAGGCGACUCAGGCUUUCACUAAAUCUGUUGGCAAUGUCUAUGAUCUUAUCUGCCUCAGUGGUCCGUGUUAGAGAUGGGCUCCCGCUAUCUGCCUCUACAGAUUAUGAGCAAAGCAUGGGAGUGCAGCAAUGUAGAAAAUAUUUUAAAACACUCUCGAAGAAGCUUGCUCAGCUUCCUGAUAGAUGUAUGCUGAAAGCGGGCCAGUAUAAUAUAAAUUUUAUUAGCUCUCUGGGAGUGAGCUACAUGAUGCUGUGCACUGAAAAUUACCCCAGUGUUCUGGCUUUCUGCUUCCUGGAUGAGCUUCAGAAAGAGUUCAUCACCACGUACAAUAUGAUGAGGACAAAUACUGCCAUCCGGCCAUACUGUUUCAUAGAGUUUGAUAAUUUUAUUCAAAGGACCAAGCAGAGAUAUAAUAACCCACGGUCUCUGUCGACAAAGAUAAAUCUUGCUGACAUGCAGACAGAAAUCAAGCUGAGACCACCUUAUCAAAUUUCCAUGUCUGAACUUGGUUCAACUAAUGGAUUGGCACACUUAUCUGCUGCAGAAUUUAAGGGUACUGGUAAGAUAUCUACUGCUCCUCAUCAACGACUGGAAGCUGUUACUCUGCCAGGGAUUGUUUCAUUUAUACUGAGCCUGUUAUGUGGGGCUUUGAAUUUAAUUAGAGGAUUUCAUGCCAUAGAAAGUCUUCUGCAGAACGAGGGUGAAGAUUUCAGUUAUGUCAUUGCGUUUUUCCUUGGAACAGCAGCCUGCUUGUAUCAGUGUUAUUUAUUUUUAUACUGCACAGGCUGGCGGAAUGUCAAAUCCUUCCUGACUUUUGGUUUAAUCUGCCUGUGUAACAUGUAUCUGUACGAACUGCGCAAUCUCUGGCAGCUCUUCUUCCACGUGACAGUGGGAGCGUUUUCAGCAUUACAAAUACGGCUAAGACAACCACAAGGGAAGUCCCCUGAUUACAAUGUCUGACCCAAGUCCUGGGAUGUCCCAAGGCAGUCUCAGUCCACCCAUGGUUCCCUCUCAGGAAUGAAAAGCUUUUCUCCAAAAGAAGAAGUUGUGUUUUUUAUUUGUUUGUUUUUUUUUAAAAGAUCAACACAAGAUGCCUGUGGACGUUUGUGACUUGAGAACUUAGACUUAUCCUCAUUGAAGACUGAAGACACACACAAUACAGGAUUAGUGGAGGAAAAUGGGUCCUAUCCAUGCAGAGCAUUGUCCCUUGAGGACAAAUAAAAGUUUAGAGGACUUGACUGAUAGCAGGAAAAAGCCGCCUUCAAAAGUAUGAUAAUGGAAAAAGAUAUAUAUACAGGGCAUGUUCUGCAUAUCAAGUGAGCACUCCAAUUCCAAAAUCAGUUUUGCCUUUGUGAGGCAGUAGUAUAGGCUGAAUACAAAGAUGCUAUUGCAUAUUAGCAGACUAUUGGAAUGAGUGCGUUACUAAAUGUGAAACUAUUGGAUUGCACAUUAAAUUUAAUGGGAUGCGUGUAUGUGUUUUCUUAAUUAAAGCCUAACCUGGAAACAUCUGUUUAUGGGGAUUAGCUCCUUGGUCCCAGUGGCCUUCCAUCUAGUGCUGAGUUAACUAUAAAUCUUGGUAAAUAUUUUUCUCUGUAUAAUUUGUUUUUAAUGAUCUUUUGAAAGUGACCUUUAUGGACAAGUUUUAUUUAAGUAAAUAACCUA
This is a messenger RNA of Emys orbicularis (European pond turtle), 1719 nucleotides long. RefSeq names its product SEC22 homolog A, vesicle trafficking protein (gene SEC22A). Lineage: Eukaryota; Metazoa; Chordata; Testudines; Emydidae. The record is from RefSeq and is a predicted model, not a curated record. Gene Ontology annotation, biological process: endoplasmic reticulum to Golgi vesicle-mediated transport. Gene Ontology annotation, cellular component: membrane. The transcript has 7 exons. Bases 91 to 1017 code for a protein of 308 amino acids.